Paramecium octaurelia is the source of this 624-nucleotide messenger RNA. The record is from the annotation of a GenBank genome assembly. NCBI's taxonomy places the organism in Eukaryota, Ciliophora, Oligohymenophorea, Peniculida, Parameciidae.
AUGAUUUCUUCUUCAACUAUUAUUGAUUAAUAUUUGGUUUAAGAUGAUCAAAGAGGCAAACUGAUAUCGGUUUUACAAGCUGUAUUCAUACUUUUUAUAUUUUAGAUUGGAAAUAUUUUGCCAAAUAUCAUAAUGAGUUCAAAAUAAAGUCAAAUGUGUCAAUUACCAUUCUUUUCGACGCAUGCUUAAAAGAUUUGUAGACUUAUGAAAAUAUUACUCCAAAAAAGAAUAAUAAUAAUUAUCAUUGCAUUAUAUAAUAGAAAAAAAACAAAUAAGUUUUGUUGCCUUAAUUGCUUAAAUUUAAAAAAGAUAGGUAACUAGAUAUAUAGUUAUGAAUAAGCAAUAAGGUAAAAUAUUCCUUGUAUAUAAUUUAGAUUUCAAGGAAAUGGUUGGCCAAAUCAUAUAUCAAUGAGUUUUAGAGCGCUCUAUCACACAGGUAUACAUUUUUAAAUUCCAAUUUUGAAAAAGAGUUUAGUCUAUCUGUGCUAUGUUAAGAUCAAGAAAAUAAAGAAAAGUUACUUCUUAUUUGAUUUUUUUGAAGUGAAAAAACAAUUGCUUGGUCUGGUAGUUGGGUUGGCAGCCAUGAUAAUGAAAUUAUUUUCAAUGUAGUGUAAUCCUCCCUGA